AUGUAUACUUGUAAUUCAUGCAGUUUGCAAUUCCGAACUCCAGAGGAUCAAAGAUCCCAUAUGAAGUCUGACUGGCACAGAUAUAACUUGAAAAGAAGAGUGGCUAAUUUACCAGCUAUUGAUGAAGAAUUAUUUAAUGAAAAAGUUCAAAAGUUAUCUUUAGAAGAAGAAAAUGCAAAUGAGACAAAGGGUAAAAAAGUUUCCAAGAAGGAUCAAAGAAGGAAAGAAAAAGAAGCUCUUUUGGAGAAGAAGAAACAAUUACUUGAAAUUGCAAAGCAAAAUAUGUUGAAAUCCAUGAACUCUAGUAAUACUGGUGAUAAAGUUGAAGAAUCAAAAGAACAACAAGAAGAAAUUAAAGAACAAGUUGAACAAGUUCAAGAAGAUAUCAAGCAAGAAAAUGAUGAAGAAUUAACAGAAGAACAACAAGCUGAAAAGAUCAUGGAGGAAAAAUUGAAAAAUAAAGUUGAAAUUCCUUUAGAAGUUUGUUUGUUUUGUAACAAAAAGUUCCCAUAUUUUGAAGAAUGUUUAAACCAUAUGUUCAAGAAACACGGUUUCUACAUUCCAGAGCAAAAAUAUUUGGUUGACAAGGAAGGUCUUGUGAAGUACAUGGCUGAAAAAGUCGGAUUGGGUAAUAUGUGCUUUGUUUGUAGCUUUCAAGGGAGAUCUUUAGAAGCUGCCAGAGCUCAUAUGAUUUCUAAAAAUCAUUGUAAGAUUCCAUAUGAAAGUGAGGAUGAAAAAUUGGAAAUAUCAGAGUUUUAUGAUUUCACAUCAACUUAUGAUGAUUAUAAACAAGUUGAAGGUGAUGAAAAUGAAGAUGAAUGGGAAGAUGUUGAAGGUGAAGAAGGUGAAGAAGGUUCAGAUGAUGAAGAAGAAGAAUUACCACAAGAAGUUUCAUACAAUGAUGGUAUUGAACUCCAUUUACCAAGUGGUGUUAAAAUUGGUCAUCGUUCUUUAGCUAGAUAUUACCGUCAAAACUUGAAACCAGAAACAGUUCUCACUGAAGGUCAAGGUACAGUUAUUGCUGCAGAAUCUAGACAUUUGGCUACUGUUCAUGACAGAGCUCAAUUACUAGAAAAGAAAAGAGUAUGGAAGAAUGAAAUUCAUCAUAAAGACAGAGAUGAUAGAAGAGCUGCUAAAUUCAUCAAUAACCAACCUCAUUACAGAGACCAAUUGUUACAAUAG
Hansenula anomala is the source of this 1182-nucleotide messenger RNA. It is a transcript of the gene REI1, whose product is annotated as Rei1p. Gene Ontology annotation, biological process: ribosomal large subunit biogenesis. Gene Ontology annotation, cellular component: preribosome, large subunit precursor. Lineage: Eukaryota; Fungi; Ascomycota; Saccharomycetes; Phaffomycetales; Wickerhamomycetaceae. The coding region runs from base 1 to 1182 and encodes 393 amino acids. The transcript has a single exon. The record is from RefSeq and is a predicted model, not a curated record.